CAAAGCAGGACUGGAAACGCCCUUGAUCAUUUCUUAAUCCACCACACCAAAUUGCUUCUCUUGUUAGAUCCUAUAGAAAUGAAAAAGGAGGGCUAAAGGCUGUAUUUUUUUUUUUAAAUUAAGUUUUAGAAAGGACCUUGGUGAAUGAGUUCAACAUUUGGCUUGCCUUAAGGAUACUGAAAAGUCCUAUCUACCCACUUACUAUGGCUCUUAUGAUGACUUUCUAUCAGAAAUUUUGCAGGGAUGCUCUUAAUAGCAUCUUUUCAAAAAUGUUCGGAGGAAAGAAAUUUCAUGUGACUAGAGACCAUCUUCUUUAAAGGAAGUUUCUGAGAGAGAAGAAAGUCAGCUCCCGGGGGGCUUUAGUCUGAACUGCAGCCUCCCACAUGAUCUCUUCUUGCCCAGCCACAGCACAUGAUCUAAUCCCAGAGGCCAGGGAUCUGCAGGAGACCUCCCCAGUUCUGGAUUAAACAGGCUCUGCUGCAGAUCUCUGUUUAUAACACAAGCUAGACUUUUCCAUGGCAUCUCCCAGACUGGAGACCUUCUGUUGCCCAAACCGGGAUGCAGCUACACAGCUGGUACUGGCUUUCCAGCCCCAGGUAUUUAAUGGGGUGUGCCUUGGGAGCGCCUCCUUCAAUUUACUGCUUAGCAUCUUACAGCUCUUUCCCAAGAAGAGCCAGGGACCCAAGAAGCUCCCCCACACUUCCUCUGCCACCAUCCUGCUCUUCAUCUCUGCCUGUGAUCUCCUGGGCUGCCUAGGUAUCAUAUUCAGGUCUACAGUAUGGUUAGGAUUUCCAGAUUUCAUUGGAAAUAUCUCAGUGGUGAAUGGAACAGAUGUGUGGCCUGCUGCUUUCUGUGUAGGAAGUGCGGUGUGGAUCCAGCUGUUAUAUAGUGCCUGUUUCUGGUGGCUGUUUUGCUAUGCUGUAGAUGCCUAUUUGGUGAUAAGAAGAUCUGCAGGAUUAAGUACUAUUCUGCUCUACCACAUAAUGGCAUGGGGCCUGGCAAUCCUUCUUUGCAUAGAGGGUAUUACUAUGCUUUACUACCCUUCUGUCUUCAGUUGUGAAAGUGGCCUGGAGCAUGCAGUCCCCCAUUAUGUGACUACAUAUGUGCCACUCCUGCUAGUUUUGUUGACUAAUCCCAUCCUGUUCCAAAAGACAGUUGUGGCAGUGGCAUCUUUACUCAAAGGAAGACAAGGCAUUUACACAGAGAAUGAAAGGCGGCUGGGAGCAGUGAUUCAAAUUCGUUUUUUCAAAAUUAUGCUGGUUUUCAUUAUUUGUUGGUUGCCGAAUAUCAUCAAUGAAAGUCUUUUGUUCUACCUUGAAACACAGCCAGAUAUCAAUGGAAGCUCUUUGAAAAAUGUUAGAAAUGCAACCCUGAUCACAUGGUUUACUAUGGGAAUACUGAACCCACUGCAAGGCUUUCUCUUUACCUUGGCUUUCUAUGGCUGGACAGGAUGCGAAUUGGAUUUUAAAUGUCAAAAGAAAGAGAUACAAUGGGAAUCUUUGUCGACCUCAGCUGUUGAACAUACUUACAUCUCACAAGUUGGGUCCUCCCUCAACUAUGAAAAUUAUUCUCCCAAGAAGACAGUGGUGCUGAAUGGACAUAAUUCUGAUGAAGCACUAGGCAUGCUGUCAGAAGGUUCUGAUGCCAGCACAAUUGAAAUCCACAUACCAAGUGGAUCCCAAAACUUAAAUGAUGCUGCUGUUCCAGAGGGGAUCAGGGGGAAGUCUUGAAGGGCAACCAUGAAGGGCUGAGAGGCUCCCAUUUGGAAUUCUUAAGGCCAUUGCCAAGGUUUCCUGCUUUUUGGAGCAAUGUCUCUGAUGAGGCUUUGCUGCCUCUCUGAAACUAUUACCUUUCUCCCUUCCCUCCCUAUUUUCCUGCUUGCAAAGUUUCUAUCUUUCCCCUCAUUAAAAAAAAAUAAUAAAACAACAAACACUUUUAGGGUAGAUGAAUGAUUUGUGCCUGGAAAUAGAAGAGCAAACUUGAGCAUUCCUGUGUAAAUGAGCUGUGCAACAGCUUAUCUCAGCAGUGUCCCUCCCAGGCAGUUUUCUCAAGCUGGAUGGAAGCCAAAAGCUUGCUCCAAAUCCUUUCCUGGAAAAAUAAAGUGGAUUUAACUCAUUCUGCAAGGUUUCCAGUUUCUUCAAGGACAACCUUAUAAGCAUGCUUGUCUUCAGAUUGACCCUGGUCAUGAAUGAGAUUACAGUGGUGACAAAUAGCAGCAUUGGUGGUAGCAACACAGUUUUUCAGCCAAAUAAAUAGAUUGUAAUGGAAUUAUAGAUCAUUCUCUGUGCUAUCAUAUUUGGUGGGUGAGAAGAUGGCCUGUUUGGCUGUCAACGUUUGUUUUUGUUUCUGACACUAUGUUGAACAAAAAUAUUUUCAGGAGAACACUUGGAACUUCUCUAUAAUGCAUGUAAUAUUACUAAUUGGUGAAACCAGGAAAAGGGAAGAUUCCAUUUUAGUAAGCUACAAAGACAAAAAAAGUCUUUGCAGAAAUGCUACAACGUGCAUUGAUAUGUUGAAAAAAAAUAAUAAUUACAAAAAUAAAAAUAAGUCUUAUAGUCUCAAAACAUCAAACAUUACUUAGUGAUUUUUAAUAGCUGCUUUGUCUAAAUA
Molecule: messenger RNA, 2610 nt
Organism: Sarcophilus harrisii (Tasmanian devil)
Lineage: Eukaryota; Metazoa; Chordata; Mammalia; Dasyuromorphia; Dasyuridae
Gene: GPR143
Product: G protein-coupled receptor 143
Exons: 9
Coding region: 516-1730 (404 amino acids)
Biological process (GO): regulation of calcium-mediated signaling; G protein-coupled receptor signaling pathway; melanosome organization
Cellular component (GO): plasma membrane; melanosome membrane
Molecular function (GO): dopamine binding; L-tyrosine binding; L-DOPA binding
Source: RefSeq, a predicted model, not a curated record